This is a messenger RNA of Boeremia exigua, 546 nucleotides long. RefSeq lists its product as uncharacterized. The coding region runs from base 1 to 546 and encodes 181 amino acids. The record is from RefSeq and is a predicted model, not a curated record. Lineage: Eukaryota; Fungi; Ascomycota; Dothideomycetes; Pleosporales; Didymellaceae. The transcript is spliced from 4 exons.
AUGAUCGAAGCUGACCUGGGAUGGAAUGGGCGCACUGCGUACAGUGUUGCUAGAGCCGAGUACGCGGGUAGUAUCUCGGCGUUGAGCUUCACAGCGGUGCUCGCGACGCUGUUCUUCACUAUCUUGCUGAACGGCGGCGUGUGGAUCAACGCGUCCCACGUGCAGGAAAACGGGACGGAGAUUGCGACGCCGCGGCGCAAGAGCAGGGGGAGAGGACUGUGUGUGCGCGACGUGAGUACGGGGAGCGUGGGCGAUGGCACUACGCUGUCGUGGAGUAAUUUGCUGCAUCAUGACCAAGCGGUGCGGAUUGCAGUCAUUGUGCACGAGGCGAUUGUGAUGGCUGCAUCGCCGAGUAUGACGAUUGAAGUCCUGGCUGAGUAUGGCACCACAAAUAAGAUUGCUUAUAGGUCUUCCGAGCGUAAGGACCUGGUUCGCUUUGCGUUUGUCGUCGUACCACUGAUCUGGCUCCGCAAUAUCUUCAUCGUGUACGACGUCAUAUUGCUUAAUCAAGGGCUUCACGGCAGCUACUCCAAUCGAUCUCUCUAG